AUCUCGGGGGAUCUGUGAUAAUUGUCUGGCCAUCACACCGACCCGCGGGACUUCUCAAUGCAAUUUUCUAGUAAUAGUGAUUAGCGGCAUCGUAACAAGUAAAAUUCGAUUCGAGUGAAGUCUUUGAAUUAACGCAGUUUCCAUGUGCUCAGGAACCGCAAACCACAUUAUCGUCUAGCCAAGACGCUGGAUUGGCUGCAAAUUUAAUAAGUGGAAGUUCUCAGUUUUCGUCCACAUUUGGUUGGUAAAGUGAAGUGAACCCUGAAAAGGGAAAAUCAACAUGUCGAACUUAUAACCACUCGUAAUUUUGCAAACGCAAAACAGGUUUUAAAAUUUCCUAAAUUCUGAAUCUGAAAUGUCAACUGAGGAGCGAGUUUCCCUUUUACCGCGUCAUUUGCGAGCGCACGGUCGUAAAGGAUCCCUGCUAUAUGGUACCCUCGUGGGAAAGCGGAACUGGAAGCAAUAUGCGAGCUGCGAUAACCUUGAAGCACAACUUCUGGUCCAAUCUUCAAUUGCUGCUGCUUGUAAUAAUAGAAACCCCCAGGAGGAUGCACCACCACCGACAAUACAAAUUGAACAAACCAGAGAAGGCACUUCAAUUUACAUUAAGACGUUCCGGGAAACUCGCAAGGAAAAUAUUUGGCUAACGCUCUACAUCCUUUUGUACGUGGGCUACUUAUGCAUUGGAAGUGUGUUUUUCGAAUUGCUAGAGUCGGGCAUCGAGCAGGAUAUGAGAAGCUCCUACAGGAGCUCAAAAGCUGUUUUUCUUGCGAAAUAUCCCGAAGUACAAGAUGAGGACCUCGAGGCUUUCCUGACGGAAGUUGUGAAAGCAAAUGACCGGGGCAUUUCACCGUUGAGGAACGCUUCGAAUGAACUGAAUUGGGGAUUCGGACAAGCCCUGUUUUUCGCCAGCACUGUGGUUACUACAAUAGGAUAUGGUCGCGUCACCCCACUAAGUCAAACCGGAAAAAUUUUCUGCAUGAUCUACGCGACAAUUGGCAUUCCAUUAACGCUGGUAUUAUUAACGGCGGUCGUUGAGCGACUCCUUCUGCCGGCCAACUGGCUCUUGGGAAAACUCAACGCGAAACUAGGUCACCUCUAUCAGCCCUUCAACAUUCGACUAAUGCAUUUGUCCAUAAUAAUUUUAAUUAUUGCCAUAUUAUUUUUUAUGAUACCGACCGUUGUUUUUGCAAACAUCGAACCCUCGUGGGGCAUGCUGGACGCGUUCUAUUACUGCUUCAUAUCCUUGACAACAAUUGGUCUUGGUGAUUAUAUUCCAGGCGAAGGUGUUACCCAGGAGAAUCGCUCUCUCUACAAAAUUUGUAUUACGAUUUAUUUGGUUUGUGGACUCAUUGCAAUGAUGUUGGCACUAACCGUCUUCUAUGACAUACCCCAAUUGAACCUGGGCCAACUGUUCACAGAAAGCUCGGGUGGUGAAUCUGAAAAGUUGCGACUAUCAGGAAGCAGUGCACCGUGUUAUUCAGGCCCAUCAGGACUAUACAUUCCACAGCGAGACGAGGAAGUCAGACGAGCAGUAGUACGUAUUCGACCCCACGGAGAUGAAUCCCCAAGCCCUGACGAGCCGCUACCACCCACCACACAAAAAGAUGCAAUUCCUUAAGUACUCAUCACUCACGUACUUUAAUUUCAAUAAAGUCUGUGUAGAAUAGUCUGUAAGAGAGACAAGAAGGACCUUUGCUUGUAAAUAGGUUCACUAUGUUUUGAGACUUGAUUCCAUUCAAUCAUCAUUGUUAUUAUUGAUUUUCGCACAAAUCUAGUUUUCCAAGAACCAAGCAAGUCCUGCAGAGAAAUAUCAGAUUUAUAUUCGGGAAUUGUAUGCUUAACCAAUCCGAGGAAACAAAGGUUGUCUUGAUAGUUUUCUCAUCACGAUAAAUCUAAAAUUGCUCAUUGACUCCAGUUUAGGGAAUUGAAAUAUCAACGGUGUAGGACCAGCAAACUCAACACCAAUGUCGUUGCAUGAUACUCAAGUUUUUGCAAUAAUUUACUGCAGAAUCUAAGACUCAACAAAUUUUUAACUUCCAAUUUAUAAUUUCGCUUUGCAAUGAAAACUAUAAGAGAAUGCUAGGUAUGUCAAACCCCGAUAAACUUCUGAUAUUUUUCCUUAUGAAAAACUGAUUGGAAGCUCAUAAUUAUUAACAGUUUUUAAGAGACACUUAGAGUAUUUUUCAAUUGAAUUUUCCUUGAACACGAAUCGAAUAAAUGUGAUUUUUUAAAUAUUUGAGCUCAAGAUUUACACAAGGAUUGCAAAUAUUUCUAUUGUAUAUAAGUAAAUGUAUUUAUUUAUUAAAAAAAAUAUAUCAAAAAAACUAAAUUCGGAAAAAAGCAUUCCGAAAAUGCACGUCCAUUUUGAACAUUAAACAAUUCUAUUCUCACACUCAAGAAAGUAACAUUGGUGCCUAAUUAUUAGGUUUUGACUCAAUAAAAUAAUACAAAACGGGAUUAGAUUUUCCUACAAUGAACAGAUACUUUAUAGAACAGCAAUUCUAGUUUAAUGAGCGUGUUUCCGUGUCCAAGCAAUAGUUCGUUUCCAGUUAAUUUAUUGAACCGUUUUUAUUAGAUUUUUAUUGCCGGACUAGAAGGAAUGCACAAGAUUAGAUUUAAAUGUUGCUCUUUUAACAAAGACAUAGGACAAGAAAAAUAAUUAAAUAUUAAAUCAGAUCAAAAGCAUUGUAAAUAAAACUGAUUUCAAUUUUUUGUUAA
Molecule: messenger RNA, 2721 nt
Organism: Hermetia illucens (black soldier fly)
Lineage: Eukaryota; Metazoa; Arthropoda; Insecta; Diptera; Stratiomyidae
Product: potassium channel subfamily K member 1-like
Exons: 6
Coding region: 356-1621 (421 amino acids)
Biological process (GO): stabilization of membrane potential; potassium ion transmembrane transport
Cellular component (GO): membrane
Molecular function (GO): potassium ion leak channel activity
Source: RefSeq, a predicted model, not a curated record